Messenger RNA from Spizellomyces punctatus DAOM BR117, 3073 nucleotides. RefSeq lists its product as uncharacterized. NCBI's taxonomy places the organism in Eukaryota, Fungi, Chytridiomycota, Chytridiomycetes, Spizellomycetales, Spizellomycetaceae. The transcript has 12 exons. The coding region runs from base 43 to 2967 and encodes 974 amino acids. Gene Ontology annotation, molecular function: protein binding. The record is from RefSeq and is a predicted model, not a curated record.
CCUGCCACAAUUGCCGACCCACGUCAACCCCCCAAUGCGCCAAUGAAGAACCAAACUAUCCUAGAGGAGGAGUUUGACGAAAACUAUGAGCCCACACAAGAAGAGAUUCUCGAUUAUGCCAAGUUUCUCGGUAUAGAUCCCGAAAAGGAAAAGCAUCUACUCUGGAUCGCCCGCGAAUCAUUGAAGGCCCCGCUGCCACCGAACUGGAAGCCAUGCCAAACGGAUGACGGAAACAUCUAUUAUUUCAACUUUACCACGGGAGAAAGUAUCUGGGAUCACCCAUGCGACGAGCACUAUAGGAAUUUGUAUGAGCGCGAGAAAGCGAAAGGGCCACCAAAUGAGCGUGGAGCGCCUGGUAAAACUGAUAAGCCGACGGAACUUGGGAAUGCCACAAAGCUUGGUACCGCCGGUCUGAAGCCUGCACUUGAAUCAGACGAAGAAUCCUCUGCCAAUAAAGAUGUGGACUGGGAUGACAUCGACGAGGAGGAUGAUGACAUAUUGGAUAAUCUUGUUCGCCAACAAGAUAUUAGUAAAGGUCAAAAGUCACAAAGCCGGGUGAACGAAGACGACGAUUUCAAUUUCGAUAUCAGCAGCGACAAAGAUGACCUGAUAAUGCACGCUAGACCCAAGGAUCCCAAGAAUAUGGUUGGCGUCAUGGCAGGGCAGGAACCCGAGGGAAAACCAAAAAAGACCAUUGAUGAGAUGGAGGAGCAGGAGCAAGAAAGGCAUAAGACUGCCGUGGAAGCAAUCAAAAGGAAGUGGAAGGCAGAGCUAGAGAGGAUUGAGAAUGAAGAAAAGACGAAAGCAUCCUCUGCGUCGGAUCAAAUUCGACGCAAAUAUCGUGAAGAGAUUGAGAAGACCGAAAAGACCGAAAGGGAGGCGGCAGAACGCAAUAUCUCUGAUUUGCGGACGAAGUAUGCAGCUGAAAGACGAUCCGUUGAGCAGGAGGAACAACGCAGAUACGACCAGGAAACGGCAGAAAUCAAAAGACGAUAUGAGCAGCAGCUGCGAGACUUUGAAGCCACGCAGAAAUCCCAAUUUGACGAACAGCAGUCGUCCCUGUCCCGGAGACAACAAACAAUGAGUGAAGCGCAGCUCAAGUUUGAGAAUGACGUUUCUGAUAUAAAACAGCGAAAUGCCGAGGCUCUAGAAGAGGUCCGAAAAAAUGAGCUCGCAAAAUAUAACCAGGAAUUGACAAAGUUGAAGGAAGAAUUUGCAGAGAAGCGGGCAGCAAUGGAGAGGGAUGAGCGAACCAAACUUGACAAACAGAUGGCGGACCUCAAAGAGCAGUUGCAAGAUGAACUUGAGCGAAAACUUUCGAAAGAACGAAGUGCGGCGGAAAAGAAGGUCAAGGAAGAGCAUCAGGAGAACCUUGAUGCGCUGAUUCGACGGCUCUCUCAAGAAAGGGAGGUGAAAGAAAAAGACAUGAGCGAGUCUUAUGAGAGGGAAACUGCACUACGAACAAGUAGGCUACGCCAGGAUCUCGUCGAGCAAAAUGACGCUGCACUAGAGGAGGAACGUGUGCGACAGCGGGAAAAAUUGGAGCGCCUUAAGGGAGAAUGGGAAGCGAAGAUCCGGACCCUAGAAGCUGAGGUGAAUCGCAAAGAAAAGGGCCUCAAAGCUCGUAGUAGCGCUCUAGAUGCCGGCAGCAGGCAAGAGGCUGAACUAGCAGCUCUACAGUCCGAGAGCGAACUGCAACUAGAGCAGCAGCGAAAUCAGAAGGAGCAGUUGGACAGAGAGAAGCUAAAGUUGGAUUUGUUGGAGAAAGAACUCAAGGCGAAGCGCGAUCAGCUGCAAGAGGAAGCCCGAAAUCUGACAUCUGCACAGCGGCCAUCACAUAUCGUUAGUGAGCAAUCCGCGAUAGCGUCUCUCGAGGCAGAUCUAAUUGCUCAACGCCAGAAAUUGGAAUCCGAUCGUGCAGCGGUUCGCAUUGCUCAAGCCGAAGUGGACCGUUUGCGCGCACGUGUCGAAGCAGAGAAAGCAGCGUUGCUUGAAAUUGAUAAACAGCAGGUUCUUGCCCGGGGUCGAGGUGGGCAUAAGCAGAAGAGAGACGGACUUGACGGUACGAGGCCAAAGGAUUUGGACGUCCGGGGUACCGGAGACGCCGCGCAGGAGGUCGAAGGGAAGUCGAAACCUGCAGAGGAUAUUUCCAUAAUUCAAGAAGACUAUCAACGAAGACUUCGAGAUUUGGCAGAAUCCCUAAAUUCAGAAACUCCCCUUGAUGCUGGGCACGAAAACAACUGGGACCUUUCCCCUGAAUCUGAAAUCUCUGAAGGUGUCACCACACCAGUCAUUGUGGAUGAACCUGAUGAAAGCGAACUUGGCCUAUCUUUGGAUGCUUUGCAAGCUGAUGAUCUGUUCGGUGUUAGAUCACAGAGUCCAAGCACACAGCUCCGAUAUCGUCUCGCUCAAGAAGAACAACAGAUCAAAAAGACAAAGAAAUUCCUGCAGCGUCAGCGUAAAAGCAUCAGCGCACGACAGCAAGAGCUGGAAGCAGCGCGAUCCAAAUGGAAGCAUGAUAUUGAGGAAAUAUCUCUGAAGCUAGCGCAAAAGCAUGACGAUUUUAGCGCUCCUGUUGCAAAAGAAACGAAACGUGAUUUAGUGUCUUAUGAAAUCAAGGAGGGCAAACAGCAGCAACGCAGCGGAACUUUGGACGAAAUUGAAGGGGAGCUUGGAAAGUUACUGGGGCUACUCCGCUCGACGUCCAGCGCGAGGCGCACAAUACCAAGCACACCGUCCUACAGACAUCCACAAUCACCGGAACGUUCGAAUGCCACACUGACAACACCUCUCCACAACUCAUCUGAUGAGAUACGCAGCAGAACAAGUCCUUCCAACCCGGCCAUCAGCCAGCAUCGCAAGAGAGCAUGGGAGGUAGGGCAUACCAGAACUGAAGCUCUACUGGCCGAGCACAACGCCUGGCUCAAAGGAUUCAUGGCCCGUCAUUCAGGCGUUCUAAGUCGGUAACCCCGUCCAUCAUGCCACUUUAUCACCUCUUGCUUGACAUGUGAGACUCCGUGUAAAUGUAUUUAAACUUGUAUACUUGAAUCGACGUGAAUUCAUAGCAUCUGGU